AUGAUUCUCAUUCGCACCCCCAUUCAGGUGGUGCUUCUUGUCGUCGGGUUCCUUGCGUUCCUGGCACAGGCCGCUGUCAUCAAUCGUGAUGUCUCUGAUGCUCACGCCAAUCGUGGACACGGCAAUUUGCGUGGUCUUGACCACUUCCCUGUUCUUGCCAACAACCUCAUUGCUCGUGCUCUGUCGACUGAUUAUGUCACAUCGACCUCCACUGAGAUCAGUUGUGCCCCAAAUGUCCCAGAUUGCCCUCGCACUCCUAAGACUUCUGAGGUCUCAACUGCAUCUUCUACCUCGAGCACUCUCCCUGUGACUCCCGAGAUUCAAACUGUGACUCCCACUGAGACUCCCUCGUCGAGUACCCCUGCUUCAACUCUGCUGACUCCAACUGAGUCCUCUACCUCGAGCAACCCAGUUGUGACUCCUGAGACUCCCAUGUCGAGGACCCCUCUGGUCACUCCUGGCAUUUCGACUUCUGGCUCGAGCACCCCUGGUCAGAACCCCGAGGUUAGCACUUCCACUAAUACUGUUACGGAACCGUGCCCUUCUGGUUCCAAGACUGGCCAGCCACCUGUUCCUCCAGUCGUUACAGUCUCUAUUGAGUGCUCCCACACCGAUUGCCACACCCCUGCUCCUACUGUGCCAGCUCCUCCAGUAAUUACAGUCCCCAUUGAGUGCUCCCACACCGAGUGCCACCCGCCUAUUCCCAGUGCUCCUACUGUUCCUGGUGCUCCUGGACUUGGCCCUGGUGCUCCCCCUACUCCCAGUGCUUCUACUGUUCCUGGUGCUCCUGGACCUGGCCCUGGUGCUCUCCCUGCUCCCAGUGCUCCUGCUGUUCCUGGCACUCCUGGACAUGGCCCUGGUGCUCUCCCUGCUCCCAGUGCUCCUGCUGUUCCUGGCACUCCUGGACAUGGCCCUGGUGCUCUCCCUGCUCCCAGUGCUCCUGCUGUUCAUGGCGCUCCUGGACCCGGCCCUGGCGCUCCCCCUGCUGGCAACAAUCCCCCCGCCAGCAGCAACCCUCCUGCUGGUGGGCACUCCACCCCCAGCGGAAGUGUUCCGGGCAACCCUACUCCUACCAAGGCAUUUUCCAAGGCUGCCAAGGUCCCGAGUAACAUUGUCAACAUUGUUGCCACUGGCUUCAUGGUUCUGCUUUUCAUUAACACCCUGUGA
This is a messenger RNA of Penicillium pulvis, 1167 nucleotides long. RefSeq lists its product as uncharacterized. NCBI's taxonomy places the organism in Eukaryota, Fungi, Ascomycota, Eurotiomycetes, Eurotiales, Aspergillaceae. The transcript has 4 exons. The record is from RefSeq and is a predicted model, not a curated record. The coding region runs from base 1 to 1167 and encodes 388 amino acids.